CCGACAGCAGCACGGCGGUGAAAGCGCCGAGGAUGGUCCUGGGGGCAAAAGGAGUGCCCCAGGCCAGGCAGGACACACAGCCGUGCUGUCUGUCCCCUGGCAGGUUCCCCUUCACGCUCCAGCUCUGGGCUUGUCCCACGGCAGGGAGGGAAGUGAGCUGCCCCUGGAAUGGCUGCCCUGCUGCUAGCCAGGGCCUUUCAGAGCUCGGGGGGGAAGUGGAAGGCAGGGAGUGGUCUCUGCGCUGCGAGGAAGUGGUGAGAAGGUGUCGGGCCACGGCCCCGCAGAAGAAGAAGAGGUGGGGAGUGGGGAACGCCCGUGCUGGAAGCGAGGGGCCGGGGAGGAGGGAGCCCCGGGCUGUGCAAACACGGGGUGUGUGAAUGCAGCACGGCGGGCUGGCCAGCUCAGGGCAGUCUCUUUCCCUCUCUAACACUCCUGCAAAGCCAUGCUGUGAAGCACGCUGCCCUGCACCCCUCCUCAGGGUCCCUCCGAGGUGGGAAAGGACAGGAACAGAGCCCAAAACUCUGCUCUCUUUGCCACGCUCUUGUUCUCUUUGCCUGCUUUACACAGGGGAAUCCCAAAAUGUAAAUGCAGCCUGUGGAGCCAGCAGCAGGUCCCAGCUGUGGGCAGCUUCAUGAGUGAAAUAAGCACAGAUAGAUCCGGCCCUCUUUCCAACAUGUUGUAGGGAAAAAAAAAAUCACCCCAAAAGCUGCCCCAAAGUGCGUGGCGCUCCCCAAAAGUGCUGGUGGGCUCAUCCCUCACACCCAGGAGAGCCCCAACGUCCCUCAGCACGGCUCUGGGGCCAUGGAGCCCCCAGCAGGAAGGGAAAUAACAGCCAGAGGUGAGAGUGAGAGGAAACUACAGCCUGUGUCCCCUCCAGCUCAGCAUCCCCACUGCAGGAGAGGCUGGAAGAUGGGCUGGAGAGCCCUGCCAGGGUUAUAGAGGGUGGAAGAUGGGCUGGAGAGCCCUGGCAGGGUUAUAGAGGCUGGAAGAUGGGCUGGAGAGCCCUGCCAGGGUUAUAGAGGCUGGAAGAUGGGCUGGAGAGCCCUGCCAGGGUUAUACAGAAUGGAAGAUGGGCUGGAGAGCCCUGGCAGGGUCACAGAGGCUGGAAGAUGGGCUGGAGAGCCCUGCCAGGGUUAUAGAGGCUGGAAGAUGGGCUGGAGAGCCCUGGCAGGGUCACAGAGGGUGGAAGAUGGGCUGGAGAGCCCUGCCAGGGUCACAGAGGCUGGAAGAUGGGCUGGAGAGCCCUGCCAGGGUUAUAGAGGGUGGAAGAUGGGCUGGAGAGCCCUGGCAGGGUUAUAGAGGCUGGAAGAUGGGCUGGAGAGCCCUGCCAGGGUUAUAGAGGCUGGAAGAUGGGCUGGAGAGCCCUGCCAGGGUUAUACAGAAUGGAAGAUGGGCUGGAGAGCCCUGGCAGGGUCACAGAGGCUGGAAGAUGGGCUGGAGAGCCCUGGCAGGGUUAUAGAGGCUGGAGAGCCCUGGCAGGGUCACAGAGGGUGGAGAGCCCUGCCCCAGGGUCACAGAGGUGAGUUCUGCCCUCAAGAUAAAGCAAAGCAUUAAAAAGCCCCCCAUGGAAGAGCUUGCACCUCCCAAAGCACGGCACAAACCCCUUGGUGCAGCUCACGCUGACGCGGAGCUCGUGUCCUCCCUGGCAGAAAAAAUCUCUCUGUUGGAGCAAAAAGUAGAGGAACAAGCACGAGAAAUCCAGCUGAAGGACAGCAGGAUUGCUGAGCUGGAGGAGAAGAUAAACACUCUUCAGGAAGGAGAAGGUGAGGCCGUGGUUUGCAAACAGCAGAUUGAUUUUGAUUUAAUCCUGGAGAACAUCAAGGAUUUGAACUCGCUGGUGGGAGAGGGCGUUUCUCAGAUCGAGCGCACGGCCCGGGGGGCUCGUUUGAGGAGAGCAGAGCCCCUCCCUGUGACCCUGUACCAGAAUGGGAUCACCGUGGGACACGGAGCCUUCCGGCCCUACCAGCACCCAGCCACGCAGCACCACAAACAGGAGCUGCCCAGCAGAAAGGUCAGCCCAGAGCUCAGCAGCAAGCGACCAGGAGCUCUCCUGUUGUUCCAGCAAUGCCUGCAGGACAUCAUGGAUGGUUAUUUCCCCUCGGAGCUGCAGCCUCGCUACCCCGACGGCGUCCCCUUGCAGGUCACUGACAGGAGGGACGUGGUGUUUCAGAAGCCAGACCUUCCCCGGAGCUUUCCUGGCCCUGGCCAGGUGGUGGGCACUUCAGAAUCCAGCAGAGUGCAGGAGACCUCUGAGAUCCCAGGUGCCAAAGCCCCCUGGGAGCAGGCUGCCAAGGAGCUUUCCCAGCCCCUGAAGCACAGAGGGAGCGCGGGCAGUGCCCGAGGCACACAGGGCUCUGAUGGGCAGCAGGGCAGCAAGGAAAUCCUGCUGGAAGCACCUGGGCUGGCUGCCCUGGAGAGGGUGAAGCCAGCUGAGGAGGCUGCAGCCCCCGGGUUCUGCACGCUGCGCGUCAGGUCCGAGAGCGGCGAGCAGACGUACGAGCUGAGGAUGCUGCUCACGGCCACCAUCGGGGACCUGCGCCAGCACCUGGCCCACAUCAGGGGUGGAAACUCGGACUAUGAGAUCAUCAGCACCUUUCCCCAGCGGGUGUACACAGACAGCUCCAGGAGCCUGCAGGAAUGCGGGCUGGUCCCCAGGGCCUCCCUGCUGCUGCGCAGGAGAGACCCCUCCCAGCAGCAGGGCAGGGGGCUGCAGCCAGCCUAGGAGCUGCUCACCCCAGCUCUGCACGGGGAGGGAGCUGCCUCUCACCUUACCCGUGGGGAAAAGGGAGAGGUUUUCUUUCCAGAUUCGGUUUCACUGUGCCUGGAUGGAGAGGAGCUGGGAGCAGCCCCUCCCUUUGGCCCAGUCCUGCUGCCUCGCACUGGCUGCUGCUCCCCAGCACAGGGGCUCUGCCACCAGCCCACCCGGGCUCCAGGCCUGGCUCCCCAUCUCUGUGCAGGUGCCACAGGCUGCCCGUGCCCAGGGGAGCCUGCCAGCCCCACCCCAGCACUGGGCAGUUGUUAGCUGUGCUCAGGGGCUGGAGCAGCAGGAUGGACACACAGCCAGGGGCACUUUGCUCCCUACAGACCUCCCCUGCACUGGCAGCAGGGCACACACAGGCUCAGGUCUGUGCUGGAGCUGACCCUGAAGGCCAUGAGCCAUCGCAGCGCUGGGGCUGAGCCAGGCUCGGCUCGGCUCGGCCGGGAGAUCCUGCUGCUGCCUUUCCUGUACGUGCACAGCUCCUUCCCUUGGACAGCCCCCAGCUGCAGCGGGGCCCCGGCUCCAGCCUGCCUGGAGGUACCCGCCCUCCUCCUCCUCCUCCUGCUGCUGGAUGCUGCAACAGGACACCGUGUCACUGGAGAGCAGCAGAACCCCUCUCUGCCCAGCCCUGAACAAAGCAUCUUCCUGCCUGGCCCGUGGGCUGGGGCUGCACUUUUCCCUUUCCCUUUCCCCAGCACAUUCUUCCCAUUCCAGCUGUGACAAGCUCUCACUUGACUCCCAGCUGACAACACUCCCACUCAGGCAGGGCCUUCUGGCAGGUUCCCUCUUCACAGAGCCAGCCCUCAUUAAAGGCUCCCAAUAAAACCCUUCAUUCCAGCUGCACUUUCCACUUCCUUCAGCUUCCAAAGGCUGUGGAAGCCCAGAGCUCUUCCCAGAGCCCUCUGCCCAGAGCUGCACAACUCAAACUCCGUGAGCAGAGACUCAACCCACCCAGCUCUCCCUCAGCUUCCUCCUUUUUCCACCUGUAGCAGAUUCAGGAGCAGCUCUUUCCCCUGCCCCUCUGCAUCCUGGUCCAGGCAAUCCUUGUGCCAAAGGUUUGUUUUUCACUGCCACGUCUGGCUGAGGCUGUCCCUGCCCCGGGCUGCCUCUGUGACCACGCAGAGGAGAGGAAUGCUCUGGUGCCUGUCCCUGCUGCGCCCUAGGACAUUCAGACACGUCCUGGGAGCCUUUGAUUAGCAGCAGCAAUCUAAGGUGUUAAGAUCUUUGUGUCAGCCUGCAGCAGCAGGUACAACGCACUCAGCUGGAAAUGACUCACAAUCCUUAGGUAGGGUGAUGUUUAACCUGUAGCCAAAAUAAAACUGAAUUUAAAAGAAAUGCAAGAGUAGCACUGCGAAAGGUACAGUAACAUUUAAUAGCAUCUCAGAAGACAACACUGGUUAUAAACUUGCUUUUUGGCAGGAAAAACAAAAUGCACUUGGUCCAGGAUUGCAAAAAAAAGCCAACACAAAGAGGAAAGAUGGGACAGCUGGAGCAUCAGCUGUUCUGGGGCAGCCCUGAGCCAUUAAUGCUCCCCAGGGAGCCUGGUCAGGGUGGAGAGUGGCCAGAGCAGCAGAUCCCACUGCCAGCCCCACCCAUUCCCCAGGCAGCCUUCGCCCCCAGCUCCACCGAGGUGGGCACUCACACCCAAAUUCUGUGCAGUAUUUUUGCAUUAAAUUAAGACAAAAAAAAAAAAAAACACCCUAACCCUUUACUUAGUUGCCAUAAUGAGGGGGGG
Molecule: messenger RNA, 4493 nt
Organism: Passer domesticus (house sparrow)
Lineage: Eukaryota; Metazoa; Chordata; Aves; Passeriformes; Passeridae
Gene: UBXN11
Product: UBX domain protein 11
Exons: 10
Coding region: 1565-2722 (385 amino acids)
Biological process (GO): proteasome-mediated ubiquitin-dependent protein catabolic process
Molecular function (GO): ubiquitin binding
Source: RefSeq, a predicted model, not a curated record